Messenger RNA from Penicillium taxi, 264 nucleotides. Its product is annotated as NADH dehydrogenase [ubiquinone] 1 beta subcomplex subunit 3. Gene Ontology annotation, cellular component: mitochondrion. The coding region runs from base 1 to 264 and encodes 87 amino acids. Gene Ontology annotation, biological process: electron transport chain; mitochondrial respiratory chain complex I assembly. The record is from RefSeq and is a predicted model, not a curated record. Lineage: Eukaryota; Fungi; Ascomycota; Eurotiomycetes; Eurotiales; Aspergillaceae. The transcript is spliced from 2 exons.
AUGUCUGCCAGAAAUCCAACUGGGUUUGAUAUCAAACAAUUGAAGGCUGCGGCUUCCCCGUCGUCCAUCUACCGCAAGCAGGACCCCUGGGCUCGCCAUGAAACUUGGCGCUACUAUGGUCCCUUCAGCCGGUGGAACCGGUUCAAGGGACUUUUCCCCGGUUUGGGUAUUGCAACCGUUGCUUUUACUGCCUACUGCACAUACGAGCACUUCUUCCUGAAGGACGACCACCACGAUGCCCACCACGGUGAGGAUCACCACUAA